This is a messenger RNA of Oncorhynchus gorbuscha (pink salmon), 4528 nucleotides long. Its product is annotated as serine/threonine-protein kinase SBK1-like. The record is from RefSeq and is a predicted model, not a curated record. Gene Ontology annotation, molecular function: ATP binding; protein serine/threonine kinase activity. The transcript has 4 exons. Lineage: Eukaryota; Metazoa; Chordata; Actinopteri; Salmoniformes; Salmonidae. Gene Ontology annotation, biological process: peptidyl-serine phosphorylation; peptidyl-threonine phosphorylation. Bases 304 to 1479 code for a protein of 391 amino acids.
AGGCCGACAGAAACAAUAGGGCAAGACAGUCUGACAGAGGUACUGACGAAGCAGACAGAAGCACCAGCAAGGUGAUAUUAUUGUGCGCCGCUGUGCAUAUCGGCAACAGAGCGUUGAAUCUGCACUAUUCAGAGACACGAUUUUGCACAGAACAUCAGACCAGUUCUGUAACGGUUUAUCCUGCUAUACAAUUAAAGUUUCUGCUGAACGGAAUGACAGCACCAGCUAUUGCAUGCAGCGCAAUCUAAGAGGAACAACAGCAGUCACCAGAUCCCUGUGCUCCAGGCAUCUCUCCCAGGCAGAAUGAGCUCCUCUCCCCAUGGGUCCCACGGGUCUGGGUCCCGCGCCUCCAACGACAUCCUGGAGGAGCUGCAGCUCAUUGCUGCCCAGAACCUGGAGAAGCUAGACAUCAGCAAGUACUAUGAGGUCAUCAGGGAGCUGGGUAAGGGCACCUAUGGGAAAGUGGACCUGGUCAUCCACAAAAUCAGGGGCACUAAGAUGGCUCUGAAGUUCUUGAGGAAGAAAACAACCAAACUGAAGAGCUUCUUAAGGGAGUACAGCAUCUCUCUCUACCUGUCUCCCUGUCCCUUUAUCAUCAACAUGUUCGGCAUUGCCUUUGAGACAGACGACUACUACGUCUUCGCUCAGGAGUAUGCCCUGGCAGGAGACCUCUUCGACAUCAUUCCCCCUCAGGUGGGUCUUCCAGAGGCGGUGGCUAAGCGUUGUGUCCACCAGGUCGCCAUCGCCCUGGACUACCUGCACUGUAAGAAGCUAGUCCACCGGGACAUCAAGCCUGAGAACAUCCUCAUCUUUGACAAAGAGUGCCGUAAGGUCAAGCUGUCAGACUUCGGCAUGACGCGGCGUGCCGGCUCCCCAGUGAAGCGUGUCAGCGGAACCAUCCCGUACACGGCACCGGAGUUAUGCGACUCCUCUCAGCACGAGGGCUUGUGCGUGGACUACAGCACUGACGUGUGGGCCUUCGGUGUCCUCCUCUUCUGCAUGCUCACCGGCAACUUCCCCUGGGAGAAGGCCCUGCCGUCGGACGCCUUCUACCAGGAGUUUGUGCGCUGGCAGCGGCGCCGGACGGGCACGGUGCCCUCUCAGUGGCGGCGCUUCACAGACGAGGGGCUGCGCAUGUUCCGCAGGCUCCUGUCCAUUGAGCAGGAGCGCCGCUGCUCCGUUAAGGAGGUUUUCAGCUACUUCAACCACCACUGGAUGCUGGACAAUGAGCCGGGCAGCAGCAGCGUUGCGGGAGGAGGGUCAGUGGGCAGUGGGCCCCAGGUGGAGCUCAGCUCGUCGUCAUCUGAAGAGGAUGUACUGGUGGACAGGCUAAAGCAGCAGAGCCUGAUAGAGCCCAUGGGCGGACACUACUCCUCCACCGGCUCCCCCUCCUCCACCAGCAGCUACGAACGUGUCUCCCGUGACAACGGAGGGGCCGGACGCAUCUUGGUCGCCACGCCCAUUGAAAUCUGUGUGUAGAGAUUGGCUAUGUGCACACACAUACACACACUAACAUACGAAGGUCAAAUAACAGAGAACAAUCUUCCUGGUUAAAGGAAGAGGUGGGAGAACAGCCUGGUCUCAUAGACUAGAAGUAACAUCGUAAAUGUAAAUCCUCGACACUGAAAUUAUUAUGAUAUAUUACUUUUUGUAAGGUUACAUAAGACAGGUGGUUACUUAAGGCAAAAACGAAUGUUGGGUGGUUGGUCAGGCGUAUGACUUGAAUGUCUAGCAAACCAAAGGUAGCAAAUAUGAAUCUCAUCACAGAUAACUCUCGCAACUUUUGAACUACUUACUACCACUUAGCUACUUACCAUUUUAGCUAACCCUUCCCCUAACCUUAACCCUUUUAGCUAACCCUAACCCUGACCCCUAACCCCCAGCCUAGCUAACGUUAGCCAGCUAGCUAAAGUUAGCCACCUAGAUAGAAUUCGUAACAUAUAGUACCUUUUGCAAAUUUGUAGCUUAAUGUACGUUUAGAAAAUUUGUAAUAUAUAAUACGAAAUGUAAUUCGUUAUAUAUCAUACAAAUGGGUGAUGGACAUCCACAAAUUAUACAUACCAUACGAAACGAAACUUAACAGAUCAUGCUAAAUGGAGUGUCACGGAUUUAUGUACAGAGUAAUACGAAAUGCUCUGAGACCAGGGUGGGGAGAAAGGAAGAUGGGGAAAAAUGAUGGUUGGUGCUUGAAGGAGGUGGUUGUUUCUCUUUAGAUUCUGACAGACAUUCCUAUUGACGAUUAACUCUGAGGGAAUGACAAAAGACAAUCACAACCAGUACUGAUUACUGAACAGAUGUGUGUGCGUCUGCAGACAUUUAUUGAUGUAUUGUACUGUAGCUAUAUUCAGACUAAAAUGUACAACAAGAUCGGACAGAGACAACAAACAUGUGAAGGACAAAACAAGCUUUUACAGAAUAGCAACAUAAUGUCCUAGUAAGUUGUAUUGGAGCUCACCAGAUCCUAUCGUAAAGCAAUAUGUUCAAGCAAUUUCUCUGCAAAAAUGACUUCUCUGAUAAAUGUCUCAUGGAAUAAUGGAAGAAAUUAAACCAUUUUGAAUCUGCUGUAAUUGCAUCAGUAAAAGAUAAUUAGAGAGUGUUGGCUGUCAUUGUGACUUUUACCAUAGUGCAAUGUGAACCAAUGGUACUAUGGUGUGUUUGUAUUGUAUACCCUUAUGUUCUGUGGGUAUAAGAGCUUUAUGUAAUGUAGUUUUUGUUAAUAUUAUUUAUUUGAGUCCUUGAUUUCUGAACAUAUAUUGUUUCUAUUUAUUUUAUAAAGUAGCAUUAUAGAUUUGACUUUUUUGAUACUUGACGUUUGCCAGUGUUUUACUGCUAGUGCAAUUUAAGCAGCCAUUUUGAAAAGGGAAACUGCAUUUGACCUUCCCCCAUAGCAAUGUCAUAUAAUCCCAUGGAACUGAUUUUCAUCUCAUGUGAAUGGAUUAUGUUGAUGUUGGCCAUUACCUCUUUAGCAGUAGCUAUAAUGCAUUAUUCUGUCAGUCCGAGUGUUGAGUUCACCUCCUCUUGUCAGCGUGCUAUGCCUGCUAGGCCUGGUACACCAUGACAGUAAUGCAGUAAUGGAUAAGAACACUGAUGCUGACUUUACGUGAUAGCCUGCAGUAUACAUAACCAUUAGAAACUUAACGCUACUAUGGUUUUACUUUAGUUUAUUGACUGUUGUGUCAUGGUGACAUGAGGGCGAAAUGUUCAUGUUUUAUGUAAAGCAUAAAGUGGCUUCAUUUUGUUUUCUCAGGUAUACACUUUAUAAUGUAUUAUACCAUCUGGGUCAAAAAACAAACUACAAUACACACCAUAUACAUCCUCUUUUGGGGAUGAUUUAAAACCUCCAGCUGAACCUAAAUGUUCUGUGGGCAUGUCGUACCAUAACUCAUUUGUUAUCUUUUAGCUUUUAACUGUAGGUAAAAAGGGCAGAAUCCUAAAAAUGAAUUUCCUUGACUGGUCUCUUAUUUUACACAUUAGUUUGGCAAAUGUGUACAUGUAGAUGUCAGAUGAAAGCAUCAAAGGAUGAAUGGAUGAGCAUUUUCUUAAUUGCAUGGUUAAUAAAGAAAACGUGUGAAAUCAGCUCGUAUAGUAAUUGUUCAAGUGAAAAAUAUGUGCAAAAGAAUUGUUGUAUAGUGAAAUGUUGCUGUGGCACAAAUUUGCAUAAUUUGAUAUUGUUCUCAAAACUUAAUCUAGGGCUGAAAUAGCAAAAAAGAAUUGUUCCAUUGUAUUUGACGUGCUACAUUUGUAUAGGCUUCCAUCACAAGAUCACAGACGAUGUAGUGGGACUAUGGGGAUACUACCUACAUGUCCUCAAGUACGUUUGGGAUGUGACGUGAAUUAUUUGUUUUAUUUUGUGUGGCUUACCUGUGAAAUGUAAACAAUAUAAAAGCUGGAAAACAGGAUGGGAUACUGGAUAUAAUGUCCACCAUGGAAAAUCUGAAAUACAUGAGGCAUUUGGGAGAAAUGCACAACAGUUCAUUUUAGAAUAGACUCGACUCUCUCUGCGUGUUGUGUUUUUCAGAAAUGUUUGCAUGAAUCAAUAUUGCUCUGGAGGAACGCUGUUGAAAUAAAUCUCUAGAGUGAAAAGUUGCAGUAUUUAUUUUUCUGCCACUGGAGAAAAUACUUAUUGUGUGUAAACAGAGGCAAACACACUGGGCGCUGUUUCCCCCUCUGCCACACCCACCACCCCCCUCAGAAACACACUAGACUGAUCAGGAGAAAAAUAAAUUCAGUACUUUUUUGUCUUUAAAUUAACAUCAAUGCAUUUUGAAAGCAGCCGUCCAUUUCUGUUGCCUCUCAGCUGCUGAUAUAUUCCCAUGAGUAGAUAUUUCAUAAAUCUGUUAUUUAUGUGUUUUGUUAUUAGUAACGUUAUGGGGAUUUCCUUGUCUCUCUGUGCCGUGUAAUUUUGUUGUGGAGUUUGUCUGUAGAACAUGCGCUACUAGAACUCAUCUCUUAUUCACUCCAUCCAAUAGAAUGCUGUCUUCCCUAAACUGUCCUCUCCUUUCAUUCAAAAUGAAAUAAAGCAAUCUGA